Molecule: messenger RNA, 2074 nt
Organism: Culex pipiens pallens (northern house mosquito)
Lineage: Eukaryota; Metazoa; Arthropoda; Insecta; Diptera; Culicidae
Exons: 2
Coding region: 132-1937 (601 amino acids)
Biological process (GO): engulfment of apoptotic cell; phosphatidylserine exposure on apoptotic cell surface; apoptotic process involved in development
Cellular component (GO): plasma membrane
Source: RefSeq, a predicted model, not a curated record
AUAAACUUCCGCUGCCUUAUCUCUUGCUCUCAUACAGGUAUUCCAUGUCCAACCUUUCGUGAAUCAUUCGCAGUUCAAAAAGUAUCACCCAGUCAAGCAGAGGGAAUGUUCCACAUCGUCCCACUGCCAUAAUGGACGUCCUCGACGGAGUUCCGCGGUGCGUCCUGGGCUACCAGGUCAAGACCCGCACCCAAAUCGUGCUGAGUUUCCUAGUUCCGGUGGUGUUUGAACUUCUCGUGUACUGCGUACUGAUGACGGCCGACGUGAUCGUGGUGGUGGAACACUUCCGCAACGGGAACCCCAGCUGGGCCUGGUUUACGCUGGCGUUCAUGUGGCUUCCGGCUGUGUCAUGCUUUGCUUCGGUUCUGUCCUCGCCAAGCCAGUGGCCUGAAACGGUAGGAUGUGACGAACGUACGGCGCGGUUUGUGGCGAAGCACUUGCUCGUGCUGACGCUGUUCCCGGUUGCGGCGUUCUAUCGGUUCAAUCGACGGAUCUUCUGGAGUAUUGAGGCGCUCUUCCAGGAGAAGGGAUCGUACGGACGGGUACAAGCGGUUGGUAAAAUCCGAGAGACUUCACCGUACGAGUUGUACCACUUUCUUCAAGCAUUCCUGCACGCCGCUCCGCAGAUGUCACUGCAGUUGUACAUCCUCUUGCGGGAUAAUACGUUCCGUAACUACGACACGGUGACGGCUCAGAUUGUGAGCGUAGUGUUCUCCUUCCUUACGAUGGCAUCAAUCAUAACUUCGUAUCAACGAUUCGAGAGCCAGAAGAUUGUUGGAAAGUGCUACCCAUGGAGUUCGGAUCAGCAGGUAGCGGCUCGAAAGAGGGAGUUCCUCAGAUCAACCAGUACAGCGGAAAGCUUGCUUGCGAGCGCCAAGCGCAAUCCGCUUGAAGGAGAUCCCAUGGUCCCCAACAUCAUGCGAAACUUCUACUCCAAGUACGGUGAAGGUCCGUCCUCACCCGGCAGCAAGAUCAUCAACGUGAACCCUAGUAACUUCGACCGACAGUCGUCCAAACAGCUUACCGAUCCGUACGCCAACUACACCGACGACGACAAGCUGGAAGUUGCCGACACGGUGGACUCGCAGUCCCCAACGGUCAGCUUCAAGCGAGAUCUGGUCGAGCACAUUGACGAGAUCCGACAGUAUGUCCGCCAAACUGAUGACCUCAAGCUGGCUACCAUACAAGCUGACAGCAGUGACGAAGAGUACGAGAAUCCGGUAGAGCUCGAUAAACCCCCGCGAUCCCCAGCCCCUCCAACUCCAGCCGCCAACGUGCUCAAGCGAGCAUCCGUUCUGCGCGACAUCUUCGUCUUUGACGUCGAGUGCUUCAUCAAAAGCCACGUGCCGCGACUUCCGGAGGGCAUGUUCGAGCACGAACGCAAACAGGACAACGAAAACGUCGACCAAACCGACGGAGACGCUCUCUCGCUGCCGUCACGGAGACAAAUGAUCACCGGUCUGGAAGAGGACGACCUCGUCGGUAAAGCAGUCUCCUUCACCGGCUGGGUCAUGUUCCUGCUGAUGCGAAUGAUCGCCCUAUCCGUGUUCUACGUGUUCUUCCCGCUCUACUUCUGGAUGCUCUGCGUCAACCACUACUUCCUGAUGAUCGCCUGCAUCAUCUACGAAGUUCGGUUCCACGAGAAGCUGGAACGGUACUACUUCUACCUCUUCCUAGCCUACAUCUAUCUGUUCUCCCUCCUGGAGUUCAAAAUUAAGUUCAUCCACGUGCGCACCUGGUACGUCGGCUACGUCACCCUGGUAUUCAUCGAAAACAUCGCCAUGAGUGUGCUGUGGUACAACCUGGGCUCCUUCGAUUCGUGGUGGUUCGACUUUCUGCACUAUCUGACCGUCGCCAGCGGCGUGCUAAGCCUGCUGUGUUUGCUGUUCUACUAUGCGUUCCUGCGGCCGAAAGAUAAGGUGCUGUUCGUCAACUGAGGUGGAAAGUGGGCCUGUUAUCUAGACGUGCAAUGAAUGUCACUGUUGUGCAUCACAGCAACAAAAUCGAUUUAGUAUUAAUCUCCACAACUAUGCAUUCGAAUAAUGAUAAGAAAUACAAUUUAUGAAAACUUCUA